Achroia grisella is the source of this 6603-nucleotide messenger RNA. RefSeq names its product DNA topoisomerase 2 (gene Top2). Gene Ontology annotation, cellular component: nucleus. Lineage: Eukaryota; Metazoa; Arthropoda; Insecta; Lepidoptera; Pyralidae. Gene Ontology annotation, biological process: sister chromatid segregation; DNA topological change; resolution of meiotic recombination intermediates. The transcript is spliced from 19 exons. The coding region runs from base 178 to 4821 and encodes 1547 amino acids. Gene Ontology annotation, molecular function: DNA topoisomerase type II (double strand cut, ATP-hydrolyzing) activity; DNA binding; ATP binding. The record is from RefSeq and is a predicted model, not a curated record.
UCUAUGGUAGAACAUCGGCGUCUUCGUCCUUUCAUCUCAGUUUUACUAAAUUGUUAUUUACGAUUUUAAAAAUGAUAUUUUGGAAAAGCCAAUAUUGGUAGCUUAAAUUUUGUCUUUAUAUUGAAGCAAACAGCAUUUAGCGUUGAUCGCUCACGGUUUUUAUGUACUCUUAGCAAGAUGGCUGAUAUAAAGACUAUGUUUAACAAGAUGAAUACCCAGAAUGGCACAGUGGAGGCUGCGCCUCCUGCCAAAGGACAAAAGGCUACGAUUGAGAAGAUCUACCAAAAGAAAUCACAAUUGGAGCAUAUUCUGCUCCGACCUGACACAUACAUUGGGUCUGUUGAACGGGCCACAGAGACAAUGUGGGUGUAUGACAAGACAAAGGAAUGCAUGGUACAAAGGGAGCUCAAUUUUGUGCCAGGUUUAUACAAAAUAUAUGACGAAAUUUUAGUGAAUGCAGCUGAUAAUAAACAAAGAGACUCAAAAAUGGACGUAAUAAGAAUUGACAUAAAUCAAGAGUUGAACACAAUUUCAAUAUAUAAUAACGGCUGCGGCAUUCCUGUGGUAAUGCAUAAGGAAGAGAAAAUGUAUGUGCCCACCAUGAUUUUUGGACAUUUAUUAACCUCAUCAAACUACAAUGAUGAAGAGGAAAAAGUGACGGGAGGAAGAAAUGGUUACGGUGCCAAACUUUGUAACAUUUUCUCAACUAAGUUUACAGUUGAAACUGCCUCUAAACAAUAUAAAAAACAUUUUAAGCAAACCUGGGGAUCCAACAUGACGAAAGCUUCAGAACCGAAGGUUAAGGAAGCAGGAAAAGAUGACGAUUUUACAAAAGUGACAUUUAGCCCAGAUUUGGCUAAGUUUAAAAUGGAAAAACUUGAGGACGAUAUUGUCGCCUUGAUGAAGCGACGCGCGUACGACGUAGCAGCGUCCUCACAAGGCGUCAAAGUAUAUUUAAAUGGGGAACGUUUGAAAAUAAACAAAUUUAAGGACUAUGUAGAUUUAUACAUAAAAGGCAAGGAAGAUGAAAAUGGGCAACCAUUGAAAGUAGUAUAUGAGAAAGUAAACGACCGCUGGGAGGUCGCACUUACAUUAUCAGACAGUGGUUUUCAACAGGUUUCAUUUGUAAAUUCAAUAGCUACCACUAAAGGUGGCAAACAUAUUGAUACUGUAUCUGAUAGCGUUGUAAAGAGUCUUCAAGAAGUAUUAAAAAAGAAAAAUAAAGGAGGUGUGAAUAUCAAGCCUUCUCAAAUAAAAUAUCAUAUGUGGAUGUUCGUAAAUUGUCUCAUUGUAAACCCGACCUUUGACUCUCAAACAAAAGAGAACAUGACACUUCAAGCGAAAAGCUUUGGAUCGAAAUGUAAUUUCUCUGAGAAAUUUAUAACUGGUGUUAGCAAAUCUGGACUGGUGGAGUCUGUAUUGAAUUGGGCUAAAUUUAAGGCACAAACUGAACUGGUGAAGGCAUCAGGUAAGAAACAGAGUAAACUUAAAGGUAUACCCAAAUUAGAGGACGCAAACGACGCAGGUACGAGGAAUGCGCAUCUCUGCACCUUAAUUCUUACUGAGGGAGACUCAGCCAAAACUUUGGCUGUAUCUGGACUUAGUGUAGUAGGCAGGGAUCAUUAUGGAGUAUUCCCAUUGAAGGGUAAACCUUUAAACGUACGAGACGCGUCACACAAGCAGGUGCUUGAGAAUGUGGAAAUUAAUAACUUGAUAAAAAUCCUCGGGUUACAAUAUAAGAAAAAAUACAACUCGAUGGAUGACUUGAAGUCUUUGAGAUAUGGCAAAGUGAUGAUUAUGGCUGAUCAGGAUCAGGACGGUUCGCAUAUCAAAGGUUUGAUCAUCAAUUUCAUUCAUCAUAAUUGGCCCGAACUGCUCAAAUUGCCGUUUUUAGAGGAAUUCAUCACACCGAUUGUGAAAGCUACUAAGAAAGAUAAAGAGAUAUCAUUUUACUCUUUGCCUGAAUUUGAAGAAUGGAAGAAAGAUACAGACAACCAUCACACCUAUAAUAUCAAAUACUACAAAGGUUUGGGUACCUCCACAUCAAAGGAGGCUAAAGAAUACUUUCAGAAUAUGGAUAGGCAUAGAAUAAGGUUUAAGUACAGUGGUACGACUGAUGAUCACCAUAUUGAACUGGCAUUUUCAAAGAAGGGGGCAGACCAACGUAAGGAGUGGUUGACAAGUCACAUGGACGAAGUGAAGAGAAGAAAGGAGAUUGGUCUCCCGGAAAGAUAUUUAUACACAAAGGAAACUAAAGCUGUCACCUAUUCGGAUUUUGUAAAUUUGGAGUUGGUUCUCUUCUCCAAUGGUGACAAUGUGAGGUCGAUUCCUUCAAUGAUAGAUGGUUUGAAGCCUGGUCAACGGAAAGUGAUCUUUACGUGUAUAAAACGUAACGACAAACGCGAAGUUAAAGUGGCCCAGCUGGCGGGUUCCGUCGCCGAACAUUCUGCUUACCAUCACGGUGAACAAUCACUCGCAAUGACCAUCGUGAACUUGGCCCAGAACUACGUAGGUUCCAACAACAUCAACUUACUGCAGCCGCGCGGUCAGUUUGGUACUCGACUCAGCGGAGGCAAGGAUUCUGCGAGUCCUCGUUACAUUUUCACUCUUAUGUCGCAGCUCACAAGACUUAUAUUCCAUCCACAUGAUGAUCCGUUGCUGAUUCAUGAAUUUGAAGACAACCAGAAAAUUGAGCCGGUUCAUUAUAUACCCAUUAUCCCAAUGGUGUUGGUGAAUGGAGCUGAGGGUAUCGGUACAGGCUGGUCCACCAAGAUACCUAACUACAAUCCAAGGGAUAUUGUUGAAAAUAUACGUCGCAUGCUCGAUGGCGAGGAACCCAAGCCGAUGCAUCCCUGGUACAAAAACUUCCGCGGCACCAUUGAAGGGUUUGGCGAUAAAUACGUCAUAUCCGGCGAGGCCGCUGUAUUGCCCAAUGACAAAAUAGAAAUCACAGAACUUCCAAUUGGUACAUGGACACAGAAUUAUAAGGAGAAUGUUCUAGAACCUUUGCUGGGUACUGACAAAGUGAAGCCGCUCAUAUCGGAAUAUAGGGAAUACAACACAGAUACAACUGUCCGUUUUGUGGUAUCACUCCUGCCUGGAAAACUAUUUGAAGUGGAAUCUGAAGGCAUACAUAAAGUGUUCAAACUGCAGACCACCAUAUCUAUGACUUGCAUGAACGCGUUUGAUCACAACAACUGCUUAAACAAAUACGAGAAAGUAGAAGAGAUCCUGAGAGUGUUCUACGACAUCCGAUUAAGAUACUAUCUGCGCCGGAAGGAUUACUUGGAAGGUCAGCUACAAGCAGAGGCCGAUAAAUUGUCGAACCAAGCGCGGUUCAUCCUAGAGAAAUGCGACAAAGGCCUGGUUGUCGAGAACAAGAAGCGGAAGGCAAUGGUGGAAGAACUGAUUAAGAGAGGAUAUGCGCCGGACCCGAUUGCGGAGUGGAAGAAACGCGCUGCAAAGAUGCAGGGUUUAGAGAACGUAGCAGAUGAUGAGCCUGUGGAAUCUGAGGAAGAAGCUGAACCCGAAGAGAAAGGCAAACCAGUUGAUCCAGAAAAAGCAUUCCAGCAGUUGAAAGAAGUGAAAAAGUUCAACUAUCUGCUGGGUAUGUCCAUGUGGAUGCUUACCAGAGAGAAGAAAGAAGAACUGCUCAAACAGAGGGAUCAGAAACUUGCAGAACUCACUGCACUCAAAGCGAAGACCCCUCCGAUGCUGUGGCGCGAGGAUCUGGACGCUCUCCUGUUGAAGCUGGACGAGGUUGAGGAACAGGAGCGGCAGGAGGAGCUCGGUGUUAACAAGAAGACUUCCAAAGCACUGGCUGCCAAUAAGAAGAAUCGCAAGUCUCUAAUGGAUAUCAUACCAUCGGACAACGGCAGACGUAUAGAGCCCAAGAUAUCCGAGGACCUCAUAAAGAGAAUCCAAGCUGCUGAAAAGGCGAAGUCCAGGAAAGAACACAAAAAGGAGUAUGAUCCUGAUGAUCCAACAGGAAUAAGUCCAUCAAGUGGCGAGAAGAAGCCGAAAGCGCGGGUGAAGAAGGAGAAAGUGGAGAAACCGGAGAAGACUGAGAAAGCUGAUGGUAUGAAACAGACGAAGCUUAACUUCAAGAAGGAACCUAAGAAGAAGAAGACGUCGUUCAGCGGCAGCUCGGGCUCCGGGUCGGACUCGGAGACCGGCAGCCUGCCGCCGCCCGCGCCGCGCCCGCGACCACAGGCCCGCCGCGCCGCCGCCAACGUACAAAAAUAUAAGGAUGGUUCAGAAGACUCAUCGUCAGAUUCAGAUGUUGAGCUUCAUGAUAAUAAGGUGGGGUCCGACACGGAGGCUCCGCGGGCGUUAUCCAUCAGCGACGACGAUGAUGACUUCAAUGUUAGGAAGAAUGCUGACAAGAAACCCGCAGAAAUGGAUUCUGAUUGUCUAUUUGAUUCUCUAAUCGAAGACACAAAGAAAGAAGAAUCAGAGAAGCCUAAACAGAACCACAACUCGCAUGCCACGAGCGACGAUGAACCGAUGGUGGUAGACUCGCCUCCCAAGAAGAAGGCUGCACCGAAACGGAAGUUGCACACCGAGAAGGAACCCAAGAACACCAAGAAGAGGCCUGCCAAGACAGUGUUCAGCCAGGACAGCGACGAUGAUAGUAUAUUUGACAGUAAAAAGAACAAGAAGGCGAAUCCCCGCAAGAAAGUUAAGAAGGAGUGGAGUGACUCAGAGUCGGGCUCAGAGGCGGAGGCUGUGAAAGAUGUCGCACCUCGCGGAACAUCCGCCCGGCCGCGGGCCGCUCAGAAGUACAAGUUCAGUGACGGCUCAGAAUCCGGCUCCGACUAGACGCCACACCGGAAUAUGCCUGGAUUCAGUAUUUCAAUUUGAGUCGGAGCGGUGAUUGUUUAUAAAAGCGAGAGAGGCGCAGAUUCGGCUGACACGGUCGGAUCGUGAACUGUAAUAUAAUGCGUUAAUCACAUUCAGAAUUAUUUUUAUACAAAUUUAUCAGAUAACGUUAUGACUCAACGAAGUGUGAUCACGUGGUGGACUCGAUGUGUUGCCAGUGAUAUUUAAUUUGAAUUGUGACAAGCGUGUGUCGACUGUUUUUAAUGUCUGAGGGUAUCUGUGUGAUUACACGUUUGGAAGUGGUACAGCGGUUUCGUGUGGCAUAGUCAGUGUAGACUUGUUUUAAAUAUAAAAAAAACGUCAUUGAAACUGACUGUAGGCAAUGAAAUUAAGUUUUCCAACUAGCCAAUGAUAGGCAUAGUCAAAUUUCGAUAAAUACAUGAAUUAUCCAAGCGCAUAAUUUAUACAUUGUUUAUUUUAUUUCCCAUAUAAAUAUCAUAGCAGAUAUACAUAUAUGACAGUAAUAUAAUAAUUAUUUAUAUUUGAAAUUGUUUCAAGUAUAAUUUGUAUACAUCAAUGUGAGUUUUAUGAGAAUAGUACAAGUGUCUACUUGUACAGAGAUUAUGCAUCCGCCACCGGCUGUACCCGUAACGUGUGUCGAUCGCCUAAUAACCUCAAAAUAUAAUAGGCACAAUUACUGUUAAGUAAUAUUUAUACAUACGUAAGGUAGUUUAAAGUGAAGUGUUUGCGCGCGGCCGCUAGACAUGUUCGUAUGUAAGAUUUUCUGAAGUUUUGUUUUAGACUAAAAAUUUUCGACAAUUGUACAUAUAAUGAUCUUGAAAAUUUUCUAUUCUCCGCCUGUCUGUUCAACUAUUAUUAUUUUUAUUCAAUUAUAUUUAUUUCUUGAUUUAUUUUCGUACUAGACAUUUUGUUACUUGUGACUACUUGUGAUUUAACACUGCAUUAAUAUUAAAUUUGUAAAUGAAGACUCAAUAAUUGUAUACGUUUUCAUUAACACUGUGAGUGAACUCAAAUAUUGUUUUAUAUUGAAUCUCUUUGAAAAUGAUCUUUUAUUUCUAACUUAAAUUUACAGUUACUGAAAUACUUUAUGGUUAUAAAAGCGUAUUUCAAACACUACUAUUUAUAAUUCUUAUAAACACUCGAAUUGUAUUACUUUAUACAUAUAUAAAAAUAUACGACAAAUUUAGAAUCCCUAGACUGGUUGAAUUUGUUCGUAUAUAAUAUCAUAAAAGGUAUUCAGAUUUUGACUAAGUGCCAAGACUAUCAGUAUAAUAUUGUAUCGUACUUUCAAUAAAUUGUUUUAUACAUUCAAGAAUUAUUUUCUAUUAAUUAUUAUUAUGCACGGCUUUUAAAAUUGCUUAUGUUUUUCAUCUUAACAUAAUGAUAUAAUAUUCUUGUUUAUUGUUUUAUUAUUUAUGUCAUAAUUUAAUUAAUUUGUAUUAGAUUUAAAUCUCGGACAAUGUAUGUUGUGUGGUGUUAUUACUCACAGUAUGUCUUUUAUAUAUUUUUUGUUGUAAUUCAAUAAGUACUGUACAAUUUGUAUUGUCGCCGGCGUAUGUGUACAAAUUGAGAUAAUUUAAUGAAUAUUUUAUUAAAUUUAGUAUUACGUCAAUUAAUGUUUGGAGAAUUUUCUAAAAUUUUAUGAAAUGCGCGUGUGCGCACCGUAAUUUGUUAAUCUGUAAUUUGCGUUCGUAUUCUAUUAAUAUUUCGAUACAUGAAAUGUUAAUAUUACUAUUUGUAAAUAAAAGAACAAUUUAAAUA